Molecule: messenger RNA, 939 nt
Organism: Daldinia loculata
Lineage: Eukaryota; Fungi; Ascomycota; Sordariomycetes; Xylariales; Hypoxylaceae
Product: cytidine deaminase-like protein
Exons: 2
Coding region: 137-697 (186 amino acids)
Molecular function (GO): catalytic activity
Source: RefSeq, a predicted model, not a curated record
CAGGCAGUCUUGACAUAUCCAAGCGUACUCUUGAACUACAUGUUAAGUAGUCUAGGUAUCGAGGGAAUCUACAAUAAACUACUAGAUUGCAAAUUUAAGAGAAAUACGGCGGCAUUGAUUAUCUUAUUCGCUCUUAAUGGAGACGGAACGCGGCACAGCGGCCGUGUCGGUGCCAGCUCUUUUCCCAGAGCGCAAACCAAUGACGCCAGCACAAAUCGCAGCUGGCAUACAAGCAGCGCUGAUAGUGCAGCGCCGCGCGGUGACAUUCGGCAAGCGACCUUUCGCCGCAGCACUGGUAGGACCGGACAAUGACACGGUGCUACUGACGCACCAGUCCGUGGACCAAGUCAACCAUGCUGAGAGCGAGCUGGCCAGACUGGCAUAUAAACAUUAUACCAAAGAGUUCUUGUGGCAAUGCACACUCUUCAGCACGUGGGAGCCGUGCGGAAUGUGUACGGCUACCGUCUACUGGGCACAUAUCGGUCGCAUCGUCUUCGCGGCUAGCAACGACCAGUUAUACGAAUUGACCGGUCCGGGCAAUAAGGAGAAUUUCACUAUGGACUGGCACACUAGGGACGUUUUAAAGGGGUGCCCGCAGAAGGAUAUUGAGGUUAUUGGACCAUUGGAGAAAGAAGGAAAGGCGGUUGUGCAGGAAAGUGAUAUAUAUUGGAGUAGGACGAGGACUAAAAGUGGCUGAACGUCGGCUGACUGCUGUUUGGCCUGUUUAGGGCUGAAAUCGAGAUCCCUAAUAGGACAAAAACAAGCCCAGAACGGGAUAUGAGAGACGAUGAAGGCUAAAACCGCUAUGUACAUACUAUGUAGAUGAUCGAGGCGUAGGAAUAGGGGUCACAGCCAACAUAUGCUGUGACGUCAGAUCAUGUUUGCAAAACUCGACAUGGAACCGAACAGAUAUCGAAUUAGGAGACAGCUCCUAGAUUA